AACUUUCAAUUUCAAAACAAAAAAGGUUUCAUUUCACAUUUAACUUUUUCAUUUUAAAUUUAUAAUUUAUUUUCUCACCUGCCAAACCACUUUCCUUUCUCACUGCUUCAUUUCCAAUUAUUAAUUUAAUCACUUAUUCAAUUCAAUAAACGCUGGAAAAGUGAUAAGCUUAUUUUACAAAGCUUAUAGAGUGAAAGUGAUUUUGAAUUAUAGUUGUUGAUUAGAAGAAGAAAGGAACAUGGUGUUAAGAAAAGUAGGUAAGUAUGAAAUUGGAAGAACAAUUGGUGAAGGAACAUUUGCGAAAGUUAAAUUCGCUCAGAAUACUGAAACUGGUGAAAGUGUUGCUAUGAAGAUUCUUGAUCGUAGCACAAUCAUCAAGCAUAAAAUGGCCGAUCAGAUCAAGAGGGAGAUUUCUAUUAUGAAGCUAGUCAGACAUCCAUAUGUUGUUCGCCUGCAUGAGGUUCUGGCGAGCCGUACUAAGAUUUAUAUCAUAUUGGAGUUCAUCACAGGUGGUGAAUUGUUUGAUAAAAUUGUACACCAUGGGCGUCUUAGUGAAGCUGAAGCUAGGAGAUACUUCCAACAGCUUAUUGACGGUGUAGAUUAUUGCCACAGUAAGGGAGUUUAUCAUAGAGAUUUAAAGCCUGAAAACCUUUUACUUGAUUCACUGGGAAAUAUGAAGAUUUCAGACUUCGGUUUGAGUGCAUUGCCAGAACAAGGGGUUAGUAUGCUGCGGACAACUUGUGGGACUCCUAAUUAUGUAGCUCCUGAGGUACUCAGUCACAAAGGUUAUAAUGGUGCUCCAGCAGAUGUUUGGUCUUGUGGAGUUAUCCUUUAUGUUCUGAUGGCUGGAUAUCUUCCCUUUGACGAGCUUGAUCUAACCACGUUAUACAGUAAGAUUGACAAAGCCGACUUUUCAUGCCCUGCUUGGUUUCCUGUGGGAGCGAAAUCUUUGAUACAGAGGAUUUUGGACCCAAACCCUGAACAUCGUAUAACCAUUGAGCAGAUUCGAAAUGAUGAGUGGUUUCAGAAAAGCUAUGUUCCUGUCCAUCUCCUUGAGUAUGAAGAUGUAAAUCUGGAUGAGAUAAAUGCUGCAUUUGACAGUGCUGAGGAUGAGGGGGAUAAUCCACAGUGUGAGAUUGCGGACACGGGUCCUCUGAUUCUUAAUGCAUUCGACAUGAUAAUGUUAUCUCAAGGCUUAAAUCUUGCAACAAUAUUUGAUCGUGGACAGGACACUAUGAAGUACCAAACACGCUUCAUCACUCAAAAGCCAGCGAAAGUAGUUUUAUCAAGUAUGGAAGUUGUUGCACAAUCAAUGGGAUUUAAGACGCAUAUUCGUAACUAUAAGAUGAGAAUAGAGGGUAUUUCGGCAAAAAAGACAACUCAUUUCUCAGUUAUACUUGAAGUUUUUGAAGUUGCUCCCACAUUUUUCAUGGUGGACAUUCAGAAAGCAGCUGGAGAUGCUAGUGAAUAUCUCAAGUUUUACAAGAAUUUUUCUAGCAAUCUUGAGGAUAUCAUCUGGAAAUCCCCUCAUGAAACAAGCAAAUUGAAGACCUCCAAGACUAGAAGCAAAAGACAUUAGUUUCGUUGGCCGUGGUAUCUUCUGUUCUGAUUGAAAGAUAAGGCAAAAAAAAAAAUCUAGUUGUGAGAAAUAGAAAGAGGAAAAAAAUCUUGUUCUGGUAGAUAUAUAUCGAUGUGGUAUUGUUACAAAAUACACCUAACCCUUGCAUAUAAAGGUUAAAGCCAGGUUGGCUAACUCACCUCUUUCGUUUCUAUAACCAAUCCGGGACUUUUUAUAUAUAGAGAGAAGAGAAGAUUCAAAUUUGAAAGAGAAGAAGGAAUCAGGUGUAAACUGUAAUGACAAAAAUAGCAAGUUUGGUGUUUGUAAAUUUCUUUACGUCAAUGUAUCCAGUUCUUACAAUCAGGAGUGUAAGUGUUGAUUAUGUACUGAUAGCUUUCAUGUUAACAGUUAACACUUGUAUAUUGAAUUACAUGAGUUAUGUUAGUUAA
Molecule: messenger RNA, 2007 nt
Organism: Medicago truncatula (barrel medic)
Lineage: Eukaryota; Viridiplantae; Streptophyta; Magnoliopsida; Fabales; Fabaceae
Product: CBL-interacting serine/threonine-protein kinase 8
Exons: 14
Coding region: 239-1579 (446 amino acids)
Biological process (GO): protein phosphorylation; signal transduction
Molecular function (GO): protein serine/threonine kinase activity; ATP binding
Source: RefSeq, a predicted model, not a curated record